GAGGCAUCAACAAAAAGGAAAAACAAACAGAAGGGGGAAAAGAAGAAGAACGCAAGGAACUGAAUUAGGACAGGAGCAGGAGCCGAAGAGGAAGAAGCAGAGAAGGGAGAUCCAAGAAGAGGGGGAGGAGGAUACAUGGAGGCGGCGAUGGAUCUGAUGCGGCGGAUGCCGCCCGGGAGCACCGAGAUGGCGCUCAACGCGCUCCUCUCCCUCCUACCUGACCACUCCCUCGACCUCCUCUCCCAGGUCGACCUACCGCUCCAGGUUUGCAUGGAUAAGGAGAACAAUAAGGAAUACAUCCUUUGCGAGUAUAACCGCGACGCCGACUCCUAUCGAUCACCUUGGUCAAAUAUAUAUGAGCCUCCUUUAGAAGAUGGGACUGUUCCCUCAGAUGAGAUGAGGAAUCUUGAGAUUGAGGCAAAUGAGGUUUUCUCUGUCUACCGUGAUCAGUACUAUGAAGGUGGAGUCUCAUCUGUGUAUAUUUGGGAGGAUGAAGACGAGAGUUUCAUUGCAUGCUUCUUAAUAAAGAAAGAUGGACAAGGAAAAAGAGGUCACAUGCAAAUAGGUUCGUGGGACGCUAUUCAUGUUAUCCAGGUUGGAUCUGAAGAGGAAGGAGCAGCACAUUACUGCUUGAACAGCACUGUCAUGCUGUCAUUGACAACAGAUAACAUGCAAUCUGGCAUGUUCAACCUGUCUGGGUCGAUUAGGCGGCAGAUGAGCAUGACUCUUGCUGUGGCAGAUGGGCAUCUGGUCAAUAUGGGAAAAAUGAUAGAAGAGAUGGAAGGCAAGCUGAGAAAUUCUCUUGACCAGGUCUAUUUUGGGAAAACCAGAGAGAUGGUUUGCAGUCUCCGGCCACCACCCGAAGUGCUUAACAUGAGACUACCCGACAGCUGAUACAUAGAAAUGCGAAUUUAAUAGAGGAACAUAUAUCAUCGUAUUAUCGCCGAACGCCAAUGCUUAGCCCGUUUCAUUUUUCUCGACACUGUAAUCUGUAUAUCAGUCAGCAUGGUGAGGCUAAUAUGGAGGAGCCGGAGAUGUUCCAUGGCAGUUGUUGGCAGGCUUUAGAAAUGCCACUGCUACCUGUAGUAGCAUUCGCUACCCUUGUUCUGUGCUAAGAAUAUACCCAAUUAAACUCGGCUCAAGCAUCUUCACUCUACAUUUCGUAAA
This is a messenger RNA of Brachypodium distachyon (stiff brome), 1167 nucleotides long. Its product is annotated as probable F-actin-capping protein subunit beta. The transcript is spliced from 8 exons. Gene Ontology annotation, molecular function: actin filament binding. NCBI's taxonomy places the organism in Eukaryota, Viridiplantae, Streptophyta, Magnoliopsida, Poales, Poaceae. Gene Ontology annotation, cellular component: cytoplasm; F-actin capping protein complex. Bases 136 to 894 code for a protein of 252 amino acids. Gene Ontology annotation, biological process: actin cytoskeleton organization; cell morphogenesis; barbed-end actin filament capping. The record is from RefSeq and is a predicted model, not a curated record.